UCAUCGCUCAUUAAGUACUGCGGCGUUGUUUUAAGUAGACCGUAUAAGUACAUUCAUUCGUAACAUUAUCCGGGCUCGCGCGGGCUGCGGAUUCACGGACACGGACGGCGCCGUACGACAUGCAAAUCAACAACAGUUAGCGCCAGCGGGACAGCGGGAGCGGGACUGCCCUGUCAAGACUGCCAACUCAGCACUCGCCGCUCGGCAAGCACCGCGCGCGCCGUGGCCGUGGCCGGUGCUUCUCAAGCCGGGUCCGCUCCGCUGAUGUGAGUCCGCUCCGCUAGUCCGCUUCGCUCCGCUUCUUCGCGCACUAUCGACUCCGACGCACGCCGACGUAUGUAUGUACGACUGUAUGUACGUACGCGCGACGACUGGCGAUGGCGAGUGGCGACGACUCGCGACGACUCGCGACGACUGCCGACGACGACGACGAUCAUCAAUGACGUCGACUUCGCCGUCCGCGGGAAGAGUCAGCGCGAGAAAUCAAGUUACGCGCGCGCAAACAUCAUCACGCGCGUCGAGAAAAAAAAAGGAGACCACAGUGACCUACGAAUGGUCGAUAAGAAACGAAUGAGAUUCGAGAUUCAUUCAAUUUUCUCGUUUUGUAAUUACACUUGUAUUCCCCUUUCGCAUUUCGUCUUAGCACAGAGUGCAGUACUGAAGUUUAAACGGAACAGUAUCUUUCGAACUUUCUUAUACGUUUUCCCCGUGAUUUAAAAUGGAAAAGACACGAGAAAGAGGAGAAAUCGAAUAAAACUUUUCAGAAAUUCGGAUAAGUUUGCGAGUCCACGUGUGUACUCGUGAAUACUCUGACGUAACCGUUUUUCAUUCUUUGAGUGUUGAAAAUAAAACCGAUAACGUAUCUUUUUGGACUUUGCGGCGAGAAAAGCGGAUAGAUGCCACGCGACGACGCAACCGUCGCAACCAUGUCCCUAAGAAACGUCAUCGAGUGGACGUCCUCCGACGUGAAAGCGUGGCUUGUGGAAAACGGCCACGAGGAGUACGCGGACUUAUUUUAUUUUCACGAGAUCGACGGUAAGGUACUUCUGACGCUGAAGGAGGAAGACCUGAAAUCUAGUAUUUUAAACAUAAAGAAGAUUGGCGCGAUAAAGAAAUUGUAUCUAGCCAUAAAGCAACUGCAGAGGGACAAUGUCACCGUUCUGUUCGACCUGGGAUACAUGGAUCUGUUUCCUUCGCCGAAUUUUUAUACUCAUCAGAAUAAGCACGAGAUGCCCAGCACCGGUACAAAUAAUGAAACGUCUAUCGAGAACGAAUUUUAUUCAGCUUCGGUAUCGGAGGACGGACACGCCUCUUACUUGCCACCCGAAAUCUGGAAAACGUUCAUCAGUUUGGGAUAUUUAUUUAUCGUCACGUGGAUUACUGCCUUUGUGAUGGUUAUCGUUCACGACAGAGUGCCUGAUAUGAAGAAGUAUCCUCCAUUGCCAGACAUAUUUUUAGACAAUGUACCUCAUAUUCCUUGGGCGUUUGAUAUGUGCGAAGUUACCGGUACCCUGCUUUUUGCGAUAUGGCUCGUUGUGCUUAUAUUUCACAAGUAUAGAUUUAUUUUGUUACGGAGGUUUUUUGCACUGUCGGGUACAGUCUUCCUGCUGAGAUGCGUGACGAUGCUCAUUACUUCGUUGUCAGUGCCAGGUGCACAUCUGCAAUGCCAACCACGGAAAGUCCCAGAUGAAGAUUGGUCAAAUGCUGCGUAUGUCGAACUGUACAAUAAAAUAGCAAUGGCUUAUGUUAUUUGGCGAGGUGCCGGCAUGUCUAUUCAAGGUGUCAGAACCUGCGGGGAUUACAUGUUUAGCGGGCAUACAGUGGCGUUAACUAUGCUUAACUUUUUCAUUACAGAAUAUACCCCGAGAGAUUUGUAUUUUCUGCAUACUUUUACGUGGAUGCUUAAUAUGUUCGGUAUAUUUUUCAUCUUGGCGGCACAUGAGCAUUAUUCCAUCGACGUUUUCGUCGCAUUUUAUAUAACUUCGCGAUUAUUUCUUUACUAUCACACGCUGGCGAACAAUCAAGCACUGAUGCAGCGCGAUUCGAUCAGAACUAGAAUCUGGUUUCCAUUAUUUAGCUUUUUUGAGUCGUCCGUUGAUGGUAUUGUUCCUAAUGAAUACGAAUCGCCGUCCUUGAUAGUUUGCAAUUUAGCAGGCACGGGAAAGAACAUCUGGCAUUGCGUACGUUCUCGGAUUUCUUUCCGAAAAACGCAGCGCAACAUAAACGGCAAUUUAAGCAGCACAAAAAAAAAGGAAUACUAACAUCAAACCGGUACAUAAUUUAUCUUUUCUAAUUGCUAUAUUGCUACUUUGUACUUUUAAGAUAAAUAUGCGAUGUAAGGGAUACUUGAUUGUUUUUUUAAUCCCAAUUACAUGCAACACAAAAAUAUAUAGACCUACACAAAAAGGAAAAAAGAGAUGAGAGAAUGAUAUUUCUUUGUAACGGAUUCUUAUGUCUGGAAAUAUGUAAGAUACGUAAGAUACAUAAGUUUCCAAGAAAUCAAAGUGAACCUAUGUUGCAUAUUUGUCUUUUCAGAAUGUUGACUGUUUGUUUGACAAAUCUGUUUAUAUGUUGAAAUAAUAUUGAAAAAGAUGGAAUAUUUAAUUCUAAAUAUAUUUAUUUUUGCGAUAGGAUUAUUACGAUACCGAAAGAGAUUGAUAUAAUUUAUGAUACAAUUGAUCAAUAUUACAUGCCAGUUAACUUUGCUAUCACAGAGAAAUAAUGUAAUUUAUUCAUUAAGAAAUCUCCAAAGACAAAGCUUAGCGUAUAAAGUACUUUACUAAUUUAACAUGCAUUUUCCAAGCAUGUUGCAUCGUCUAAGACUUUCUUAUUUUUUUAGAUAAUUAUGUGUAUAUAUUAUAUGUAUAUAUAUAUCCACGUAACUUGCUCAUACGUACUUUCGUUUUCUUUUUGUGAUACAAGAAGAAAGUUAUGUUAAGAAAGCUAUAUUGCGAUGGCCUGCAGGGAUGUUAAAUUUUAUCAGGAAUGUUGAAUGAUUUUCAGUAGCUAGCAAGUUUAAUAAUAAUGAUAUUUUAGAAUUUCUAGGUUUAAAUAGAUCUUCGAAGAUAUAUUUUUAUUUGCUAACAAUGGAACGCAACAUUUAAGAGUAAAUGUAUGUUAUACACUAUAUCAUGCAUUCCUGAUAUUUGCUAAAAUUAAUAAUUUAAGACUGCUUGACUUCUGUUAGCUCAUUGCAACCAUAUUGAAAUCGUGUGAUUUUUUUGUCUUGCGUACUGUACGUACAAAUAAAUCGAAUUUUUCGCCACACAUAUAAUUUGACAUAUUGAUAAACUAUAUUGACUCUGUCUUUUCAGUUUAGAUAGUAUUAGAUAUAUAUUAGAUAAUCAGGUGUAAAUCUUGGUCAAUUAUCUUAAGAUCUAUUAUUGCUAGAAACGUAAGAUAUAUAUAUAUAUAUAUAUAUAUAUAUAUAUAUAUAUGUUUUUGUUAAUAUAGGUUAAUAAAAAGAGGGAUGUUUCAUGAAAAAAAAAAGAGAAUUUAUAUGAUUUUAAUAUGGUUACAGUGAGAAAACGAGCGAUACAUUGACAGAUGUUGUAUUAUUAAACAGAGGCUGGAAAUACUGCUGUUAUUGUGACUUCUAAUGUAAAUUCGUGCGCAAAAUACCUGUAUGAUAUGAUCGUACGAAUAGCUUCUAUAUACGUCACAUAGAAGCUAUUACCAAGAGUAUGAUAGCUUUUUAAUAUUUCAUCCAUAUCUAUUUUUUACUUAUGUGAUAAAUAACUUAAUCUUGUUGACGUUAACGAGUACUGAUUAUUGGUAACUUGUUGAUGGUGCCUGAUUGUUGGUGUUUAUUACUUUAUAUACUUCCAAAACCAAAACUAUGCAAUGUAUGUAAACUUUCUCUCUCUCAUGCUAAUAUCGACCAAUAUACCGACUAGUUUGACAGAUAGUCGGAUUGAUUUGCAGACGAUUGAGAAAAAUAGUACGAAUAAAAGACGUCAAUAUUUCAGUAAGAUAUA
Temnothorax curvispinosus is the source of this 3977-nucleotide messenger RNA. RefSeq names its product sphingomyelin synthase-related 1-like (gene SMSr). NCBI's taxonomy places the organism in Eukaryota, Metazoa, Arthropoda, Insecta, Hymenoptera, Formicidae. Gene Ontology annotation, molecular function: protein binding; ceramide cholinephosphotransferase activity; sphingomyelin synthase activity. The transcript is spliced from 6 exons. Gene Ontology annotation, cellular component: Golgi membrane; endoplasmic reticulum membrane. The record is from RefSeq and is a predicted model, not a curated record. Gene Ontology annotation, biological process: ceramide biosynthetic process. The coding region runs from base 897 to 2261 and encodes 454 amino acids.